Molecule: messenger RNA, 1337 nt
Organism: Ailuropoda melanoleuca (giant panda)
Lineage: Eukaryota; Metazoa; Chordata; Mammalia; Carnivora; Ursidae
Exons: 5
Coding region: 531-1337 (268 amino acids)
Source: RefSeq, a predicted model, not a curated record
CUCAGCUCCUUCUCCUCCCCCUCCCUGCUUCCCUCCACACCCACUCCCCACCUCACAAUGCCUGCACCUCUCCCCACAGGUGGCUGCUCUCCUGCUUCUUCACAUCCACCCACUUUGUGCCUUUGCAGCUACGACUGCAGCCUCAGCCAACGCAACCUGCAGAGUGAAAGGUGAAGCCUCCUCCCUGGAGAUCAACAGGCGCGGGGAUGCUGACAUGUGUCCUUCCAGCCCCACACGCGCAGGUGCGAGACAGGAGCACACGUGGGCACAGGUGGGCUGAUCUUCUGGAAAUAUGUCCUGCUUUCGCGUGUCCACUGCUGCACUUAUGUUUUGGGCUGUGUUUCAGGAUCUUCCCGUGCACACAAAGACGUGCCCUUUGCACGGAUGACUGCAUGGGAUCUGCAGGGCGGGCACACCACCGGUGAGGGGCAGGUUCCCGGCCAGCGGCCACCGAGGUGCUUCCCGCGGGUUUCCCAGCAAACAUGCUGUUUUAGCAACAUUUUUGCCCCAGGAUAUCCUAGCAGCAGCCGAUGACAGAACAGAACUGCGCCUGGAAAUACCAGCCUGAAGAACACAGGUGUGGGGAGAAGAGCUGCCUGUGUCCCUACUGGAGCGGUUUCAGCAAAUCAGAUCCCUGUUUCCACCCUAGAAACCACAGGCUCACCCUAAUUCAGGAUGACCUCACUUUGAGGCCCUUCGCUGGGCUACGUCUGCACAGACCCUUCUUCCAACGAGGCCACCCUCACAGGCUGCCGGGGACACACCUUCUGGGGCCUCUGUCCACCCCCGCACUGGAUGUGAGCCGUGUGGCUCUGCUCCUUGGCUUCCUCCUCUGGAAACAGCGGGUUGUGCAUGGUCCCAGCCCAGCUUUCAGGGAGGAAAGCCACCAGCAAGGGACUGGGAAUUAUGUCAAGAGAGUCUCCGAUUUACCGUCUGGGAGCUUCCCAAGUGCCUGCCCCGAGGCCCUGGCAGCCGAGCGUUUUUAUUGCUUCUUAUUCUCCCUGCUGUCCUGGGAUUCCUGCAAUUGCAUUAUGCACCCGAAUGCCGUUUCUGUGCUGGCAAACUCCUUGUUCCUCCUGACCGGCGGGCUCUGCAGGUACCGCCGCAGGGGGACGCCGAGCUGCUCACGUGUGGGAGGCAGCCCUGUGCGGUUGACAACUGUCGGCUCGGGGCGAAGUGCUCCCAGCCACCAGACCUGCUACUGGCAGAAGCAGGUGCACCAUGGGUACAAAGUGUGUCUGCGCAAAGAGGAAGGUACAAUUGAACAGUUUCAUCUCCACCGGGGGCCCCAAGCUGUGGCCCAGAGGCCACAUCCUGCUGAGCACCUGUUGUUGUAA